This is a messenger RNA of Arachis duranensis, 750 nucleotides long. RefSeq lists its product as uncharacterized. The record is from RefSeq and is a predicted model, not a curated record. Bases 1 to 750 code for a protein of 249 amino acids. Lineage: Eukaryota; Viridiplantae; Streptophyta; Magnoliopsida; Fabales; Fabaceae. The transcript has a single exon.
AUGGGUGCUAUACCGGAGAAAUGUGGUGAUCCCGGUCCUUGUCUAGUUACUUGCACUAUAGGUGGUAUACAAUUUGUUGAUUGCAUGUGUGACCUAGGUGCUUGUGUUAGCAUUAUGCCUUUAUCUGUUUAUGAUGCAUUAAUGCUUCCACCGUUGAAAUGGUCAGCGGCCCGUUUUGUUUUGGCAGAUAAAAUUAUAAUCUCGGUGGUUGGCGUUGCGGAAGACGUCUUAGUGAGCAUCAAUAGGUUGACUUUUCCAAUUGAUUUCUAUAUUCUUGGGAUGCCCCUUAAUUACUCUGGAAGACCAUCAUCUAUAUUACUAGGGAGGCCGUUCUUGAAAACCUCUUGGUUUAAAUUGAACGCUUUUUCGGGUACCUACUCCUUUGAAAUUAAUGGAAGAGCAGUGAGUUUUAAUCUCGAUGAGGCUAUGAGGCAUCUACUGGAUGACCAUUCUGUCUUCCGGUGUGAUAUGAUUGAUGAUAUUGUGGCCGAAGUCCACCAGGAUGCAGUUCAUGAGAAGAACGUGGUUCAAGGUAUAAGUGUGGGGAAACUCCCUAAAUAUGAUGAAGACACCUUACCACCUCCGGUGCUACCGGAUGAUCAAGUGCCAAGCCAUAAGCAAAAUAUGGAACCGAAGCCACUUCCACCCCAUCUUAAGUAUGCCUAUCUUGAAGAGAAUCAAAAGCUCCCAGUGAUCAUUGCAAAAAAGCUUAACUCCCAACAAGAGGAAAGAUUGCUUAAUAUACUAUGA